AACAUAUUGAAAAUCAUCAGAGUGAAGAAAUACCUAUGAAGUCAGAAGGGACACGAUUUGGAAAUGAAAUUGGGACACAUCCACAGGAAGUCCCAAUAAGGACUGAAGUAUAUCAAGGAAAUGACAUAACGACUUGCAGGGAAUUAAUGACAGAGGAAAAUUGCCAACUAAGGAAGGAAGAUCAUCUUUUCAAAGUGGAUGAUACUCUUAAGUGUGAAACAGAAGCGAUCAACGUCUAUCGCUGGAGAAUCAAAGUCCUUGAACAAGAAUUGGAAAGAACAAUCGAUUACUUUCAAAUACAGAUUAUUUAUUUGAAGAAAAAUGCAAAUGAUACUUGGAAUCAUAGUGAAUUUUCUGUAGAGAUGAUGGCCUUGAGGCAACUAUGCAAAGCUGCCAUGUGUAAUGAUUCUGAGUCUGUGUUGCAGUUGCCUGAGGCUUGCAUCCUCCCACAUUGCCCUUAG
Molecule: messenger RNA, 461 nt
Organism: Ochotona curzoniae (black-lipped pika)
Lineage: Eukaryota; Metazoa; Chordata; Mammalia; Lagomorpha; Ochotonidae
Product: melanoma inhibitory activity protein 2-like
Exons: 5
Biological process (GO): endoplasmic reticulum to Golgi vesicle-mediated transport; protein secretion; vesicle cargo loading
Cellular component (GO): endoplasmic reticulum exit site; endoplasmic reticulum membrane
Source: RefSeq, a predicted model, not a curated record